AUGGCGAGUAAUAUGCGUGGUUUGACCGUGUUUAUCGCGGAUAUAAGAAACUGCAGAGUAAGAGAGUUGGAGGAAAAACGAAUUAAUAAAGAAAUGGCAAAUAUUCGAGCGAAAUUUAAAGACGGGAAUCUUAAUGGUUAUCAAAAGAAAAAAUACGUAUGCAAGCUUUUGUAUAUGUAUAUCCUUGGUUGGGAUAUUGAUUUUGGUCAUAUGGAAGCUGUAAAUCUUAUUUCAAGCAAUAAAUAUAGUGAGAAACAAAUCGGAUAUCUUGGUGUAACCCUUUUAAUGCAUGAAAAUAGUGAUUUGACACGUCUAGUUAUCAAUUCAAUAAAAAAAGAUCUCGAGGAACUUAACGAAAUAUAUAAUUGUCUAGCCUUGCACGCUAUUGCUAAUAUUGGUGGUAGAGAAAUGGCUGAAUCACUUUCAUUUGAUGUGCAUAGACUUUUAAUAUCACCUAAUUCAAAAAGUUUUGUCAAAAAGAAGGCUGCUUUGACAUUAUUACGGUUAUAUAGGAAACAUCCUGAUGUAAUUCCUGCAUCGGAUUGGGCGGAGAGAAUAAUUGUGUUGAUGGAUGAUACAGAUCUGGGAGUUACAUUAUGUGUGACUAGUUUGAUAAUGGCUUUAGCACAAGAUAAUUUAGAAUCGUAUUUAGGUUGUUAUACCAAAACGGUUGAUCGAUUAGCAAAGAUAAUUGUUGAGAGAGAUUUUCCUCUUGAAUAUGUAUAUUAUAAAGUCCCCAUACCUUGGUUACAAGUCAAGCUACUACGAUUAUUACAAUAUUAUCCAGCUUCCGAUGAUCGUAAGGUUCGAAACAAAUUGCAUGAUGUAUUACAAACAAUCCUUAAUAACUCGCAAGAUGCUCCUAAAAAUGUGCAGCACAAUAACGCACAAAAUUCCGUAUUAUUUGAAGCUAUCAAUCUUGCUAUUCAUUUAGAUUGUGAAUCACAAAUUGUUAAUCAAGCCGCUUUACUUUUGGGACGUUUUAUAACUUCGAAAGAAACAAAUGUACGAUAUUUGGGAUUAGAAACUAUGUCUCAUUUAGCAGCUUGUGUUGAUUCAUUGGAACCAAUCAAAAAACAUCAGGACACUAUAUUAUUAUCCUUGAGGGACAAGGAUAUUAGUGUUCGUCGUAGAGGAUUGGAUCUCUUAUACAGUAUGUGUGAUGUCAAAAAUGCAAAAGUGAUAGUGACUGAAUUGCUUCGAUAUCUAAAUAUUGCAGAUUAUGCUCUUCGGGAGGAAAUGGUGUUGAAAAUUGCAAUUCUAACAGAGAGAUUUGCUACAGAAAACCAGUGGUAUGUGGACAUUAUCUUACAGCUCAUUAGUUCUGCUGGAGAUCAUGUAGGCGAAGAAGUUUGGUAUCGUGUUGUACAGAUCGUUGUAAAUAAUGAAGAACUUCAGGAGUAUGCAGCAAGAACGGUUCUUAUUCAUUUAAGAUCACCUUCUUGUCAUGAAAAUCUUGUUAAAGUAGGUGGUUAUAUUUUAGGUGAAUUUGGAAUUCUUAUCGAAAAUAUACCAGGUGCUGGUCCUAUGGAACAAUUUACCACUCUUCAAUCAAAGUUUGGAAUGUGUUCCCUUCAGACGAGAGCUUUACUUUUGACCACAUAUUUAAAAUUCAUUAAUCUUUUCCCAGAUAUAAAAGGAGAGAUUUUAUCUGUAUUCAAUCAUUAUCGUCAUGUUUUAGAUGUAGAACUUCAACAACGUGCUGCAGAAUAUAUGAGUAUAGCAACUAUGUCAACAGAUGAUCUUUUACAGACAGUAUGUGAAGAGAUGCCACCAUUUCCUGAACGCGAAUCAGCUCUUUUGUCACGUUUACAUCAAAAACAUUCAGAUACAGAGGAUAAACGUACAUGGAUUAUCGGAGGCAAAGAGAUUAAUAAAGAUAGGGAAAAUGCUCGAUUUUCUACAUUAGGAUCUAGAACUAAUUCAACUGAUAGUAAAUUAAAGAAUGAAAUCGUGAGUAAUGGCCAUAAUAAUAAUAGUAAUAUAGAAUUCGAUCUCUUACAUGAACUAGAAGGAUUAGAUCUAAGUGGACAAAAUGGACUUGCAACAACAUCUAAGUCAUUAUUUACAGGUUCUAUAGCAUCUGGAUCAGAAAUAUGGUUCGGUAAACUUUUAUAUAACAUGGAAGGUGUAAUGUUUGAAGACGCUCAGCUUCAAGUUGGCAUGAAGUCAGAAUACCAUGGCCAUCUUGGUCGACUUGCUCUUUAUUUUAAAAACAAAACGCAGACGACCAUCACAUCAUUUACUACAGCAUUAGAACACGUUAAAAAUAUCGUAAUUACUACACCACAACAACCAGCAACUCUCAUACAACCAUCUGGUCAAAUUCAACAACUUUUUCAUUUAGAAUGUCAAAAUUUUUUUAAAGAUACACCUAAUGUUCGAAUAUCAUUUAUAUCUGGAACUCUUCAUACAUUUGUACUUAAAUUGCCAAUUGUAUUAACAAAAUUUAUGGAACCUAUUGAACUUAAUGGACAAGAAUUUUUUACAAGAUGGAAACAAAUUGGUGGGGGACCAAGAGAGAAACAAACUAUUUUACAAUCAAAGGUCCCAAUAAAUCUUCAAGGGUUACGUAUUAUGAUUUCAGGAUUUCGUUAUGGAGUUUUAGAGGGUGUAGAUCCAAAUCCUGAUAAUGUAGUUGGAGCUAGUGUUUUACAUACCGCACAAGGGGGAAUGACUGGUUGUUUGAUGCGAUUAGAACCAAAUGUCGAUGCACAAAUGUAUCGAUUAACUGUUCGUACUACAAGUGAAUCAGUUACUAAUGAAAUUUGUACUCUGAUGGAGCCACGAUUAAUUAAUGAUUUACUGUAG
Molecule: messenger RNA, 2811 nt
Organism: Funneliformis caledonium
Lineage: Eukaryota; Fungi; Glomeromycota; Glomeromycetes; Glomerales; Glomeraceae
Source: the annotation of a GenBank genome assembly